CAAGAUUGAACAGAUCCGUGAGUGGACAACUUCUUAUUUCUGAAAGACCUCGCUAAGAAUCUAGAGACGCAAAAAAAUAAAAUAAAAAAAGAACAUUGAAACAAGAAACUUCAAGGUUCCACUCCAGAGAAAUAACUGUACCUAAACUCUUUGGCUGCUGAAAAUGGCCAUCAUGCUGAAACCCUGGACCGUCAUCGCUACUGUCCUCUUCUGCGUGCUCCUGUGUCUCGGGACAUUUGUGGACGCCUAUCCGCCCAAACCAGAGAAUCCCGGAGAUGACGCUCCUCCGGAGGAACUCGCCAAAUAUUACACCGCGCUGAGACACUACAUCAACCUCAUCACGAGACAACGGUAUGGAAAAAGGGCCACCUCGGAGGAUGUGAUGGCUGAGUUGCUGUUUGGAGAUGACACAGAGCACAAACAGAGAUCAAGAUAUGAUGACUCGUAUAUGUGGUGAAGUCCAGUGACCCCCGUGUCACCUGUCUUGAUAUAAGCCCACCUGUGCCUCCCACAGAAAACCUCCAGACUAUAUGUGAACCAGUUACCAUCAACCUCAUCCACCUCUUUAUUAAAUACAUCCUCUAUUUUCUUUCAUGUGCACAGAACAAAUCUCAUUAACAACUGUACAUAAUAUAUUAUAAUAGGAUCUAUCAGUGGAAAUGUAUAGGCUAUGUGUAAACGUCAUUGUGUCAUGCAGAAAUGAUGAGUUUUGAUUGUACCAUGUCAAUUAUGUGAUUAAAAGUUUAUUGGUUGAAUCUGGA
Molecule: messenger RNA, 761 nt
Organism: Carassius carassius (crucian carp)
Lineage: Eukaryota; Metazoa; Chordata; Actinopteri; Cypriniformes; Cyprinidae
Product: peptide YY-A
Exons: 4
Coding region: 164-457 (97 amino acids)
Biological process (GO): neuropeptide signaling pathway; feeding behavior
Cellular component (GO): extracellular region
Molecular function (GO): neuropeptide hormone activity; neuropeptide Y receptor binding
Source: RefSeq, a predicted model, not a curated record